AUGCAUUGGUUACCUUGUUCGCUGUAUAUUUUCCUGGCGGUGGCGGGUCAGUCUGCCGCCGACUGUCUGUCAUAUGGUUACGACUUCGUAGACGGCGGCGGUCCUUACUGUAUCAAUACGACGUCUCCAGAUUUCUUCUCUUUUGGAACCGAGUUCUAUGGCUGUCAGCCAUCUGACAGUCAAGGUGACAUUACACCCAUUCUUAUCGAUCCAAAUGGCGAUGAAUACUUCUGCUCCGACAUUCCCACCCAGCCUGACGGCUCUGACAUUGUGUCAACAUGCAACGUGCCUGGGGAUGAGUUGACCAAAUCGAGCAUGUGGUCCGGUAACUGGAUAGUGAUCAUCGAAGGGUUGACCUUCGCCUGGAUGAGAACCUUCUCUGUCGUCGCCGGGCCGCCGGUGGUGGUCACUUCCACUCCUACUGCUACCUUCACGGUCACAUCGACGCCGUCCACCACGAUCACGACCACAAUUACCAACGUCUUUUCGACGACCUUGCCACCCUCGACAACAACUGUGCCGUCGACGACUUCCACGCGAACCAUUACCACCACGCCUUCACAAGUCACGGUAUAUUGGACGUCAACCUCGACACGCACUCGCACCAGCCGAGUUUUUUCUAAAAAGGCCGUGACAACGACUGUGACAACCACUUGCCGGACGCAGCCACCCAAGAGGGAUCCGACCUGCACCAUCCGCCCUUCGAAAGCGUCGCUCGCAGCCAGCAGUGAGACGUUGAGUGCAGUUCCGCGCAUUCGUCGUGGUGAAGGACAACUGUUACGAUCAGGUCAACGCAGCCCCAUCCAAUCGCGAGAUGGCCAGCUCUUCAAACGAGGUCCAGAUCUGUGCACAACGACCUACCUGCAGACUACACUCGUGGUUUCGUCAUACACGACUGUUACAGCUCCAACCAGUACAGAAAUUGACACUGAGAAUGCCACCACCACCUCCACCAUCACACCACCAGUUGUGACCGCAUAUUCUGGCAAGGCCAGGACUACUACGACGGUCACGGCGCCAACUCCUACACGCACUCGCACUAGCAGGGUGUAUGAAACUGUCUGGACCACGAAGACCAUUUGGGCAACAAUUACCUCGACUGUCAAGACGUCGCCGCCCGGGGUGGUGUGUGCGACCACUGCGGGUCACUGA
Messenger RNA from Capronia coronata CBS 617.96, 1152 nucleotides. RefSeq lists its product as uncharacterized. The transcript has 6 exons. The coding region runs from base 1 to 1152 and encodes 383 amino acids. The record is from RefSeq and is a predicted model, not a curated record. Lineage: Eukaryota; Fungi; Ascomycota; Eurotiomycetes; Chaetothyriales; Herpotrichiellaceae.